Pelobates fuscus (common spadefoot toad) is the source of this 6268-nucleotide messenger RNA. RefSeq names its product MAM domain containing glycosylphosphatidylinositol anchor 2 (gene MDGA2). The record is from RefSeq and is a predicted model, not a curated record. Gene Ontology annotation, cellular component: plasma membrane; axon; neuronal cell body. Gene Ontology annotation, biological process: homophilic cell-cell adhesion; synapse organization. The coding region runs from base 1658 to 4540 and encodes 960 amino acids. NCBI's taxonomy places the organism in Eukaryota, Metazoa, Chordata, Amphibia, Anura, Pelobatidae. The transcript has 17 exons. Gene Ontology annotation, molecular function: axon guidance receptor activity.
ACGUAGAGCACAACGUGACCACACACAGGCUCUCUCUAUCCUGCCAGGGCUGCAUACACACAUACACACACACACACAUCUACACACACAUACACACACAAGCCAGCCAGUUAUCUGCACCAUCCCACCUCAACCACCACCCAGUGCCCUGUGGGAAGAGCCAGAGAGAGCAGGUAGAUAAUGAGGCGAGCUCCACAGUAGGACCUCAUCCAUCCUGUGCAUUAUCCCCUGUGCACGACCUCAUUCAUCCUGUGCUUUAUCUCCAGAGCAGGACCUCAUACAUCCUGUGAAUUAUCUCCAGACCAGGACCUCAUCUUCUCAAGGCAUUUUUUGCAGUGCAGGACCUGAUCCAUCGUUUGCAUGAGCUCCGUGCCUGGACCACUUAUACACUCUGUGUGCUAGCUCUAAUCCAGGACUUCAUUCGUCCUGUGCGCUAGCACCAAAUCUGAGCCCACCCUGUGCAAUAGAUCCAAACCUGAGCACCUUCCAUCUUUGGGCAUUUGCUCCACUGCAGGACCUCACUAAUCCAGUGUACUAGCGCCAAACAUUGGACCCCUGCAUCCCUGUGGACAAGCACCAAAUCUGAACCCAAUCCAUCUUGUGCACUAGCACCAAACCUGGACCCAAUCCACGCUGUGGACAAGCUCCAAACCUGGACCCAAUACAUCUUGUGCACUAACUCCAAAUCUAAACCUUAUCCACCUUAAGCCCUAGCUCAAAACUAGGACCUUGAUCCAGCUUGUGCACUAGCUCCAAAACUCGACCAUUCACCCUGAGCACUAGGACUUUGUCCACCUAGAGUAGCUGUGCCCCAGAUCUACCAGGAUAGCGGCAGUGUAAGGGACCCACGUAGUCUAGUCUCUGGAUUCCGUCACUGCAUCCUUUAAACCAAAUGACAAGAAUAUUAAUAUAUGCUGCAAUCCCGACCCCUUCCUGCCAGGUUUAGCGCUGGUUGUUAGCUCAAUUUGCAUUUCCUGCAGCUGGGAUUGGUCCUCUGCUCUCCUCAGAUUCAUUCAUACUUUGAAGGGUCUUCUGCUGCCUGAGCCUUGGUCAUCAUGUAUGUGGUUUGAUGGCAUCUGGUUGGAUUGGAGGAGUAGGAGUAAUCUCACACGCUAGUCCCUACUCCACACAUAUUAUCUCUUACACACUACAUUAGACUAUAGUCUUCUUCAGCACAGCAGACACCCCUGCUUUGCUCCACUUACAAGCCUGGAUGUGGGAUUUUGCUUUGCAAUGGCAACUAAUGGGAUGGAAGAAAGCAGAUCUGGAGCGAUUUGGCAGGGCUGCGAUCAGGAUGAUCUCUUAAUUGUCCUCCAGGGAUAAUCAAGUGUUACUAUACUUUUUUAUUAAAAACCUACAGAACAGGAACGUUCUUGACCAGGAGAGCCAGGAACCUCUGAGCAUCAUUUCUUCUGAUUCUACGGGAUAUCCCCUUCUCACCAGAGGAAAAAGAAGAAACCAUGCCUUUUUCUUGUUAAAUAACAGCAAUACUGCCUUCUAUUGUCAUUUUACACCUUAAUCUGCCGGUUCUACUGUGUUCUACCCAGUGGUCACCAGCAAUUUGGAAUCUAUAUCAGGACCUCCGGGUAACUUGUAGGUCAGUGGUCUUUGGAAGGUCCUGUUGUGUCCCUGUGGAUAUGUCCAUGUAUGCGUGAAGAUGGAUUUAAGUUACGGCGUCUUGUGGCUAUUGUCAGUUCUUCUGGAGGACAUUUCUAGUCAAGGGGUAUAUGCUCCACCCACUGUACGCAUUAUUCAUUCGGGCCUGGCCUGUAACAUUGAAGAAGAACGUUACUCGGAAAGAGUUUACACGAUAAGAGAAGGGGAGACGCUUGAAUUGACCUGUUUAGUGACAGGACACCCCAGACCACAGAUCAGGUGGACUAAAACAGCAGGAAGCGCUUCUGAUAGAUUUCAAGACUCCAGUGUUUUCAAUGAAACGUUGAGGAUUACAAAUAUCCAAAGACAUCAAGGUGGACGUUACUACUGCAAAGCUGAAAAUGGACUGGGAUCUCCUGCAAUAAAGUCUAUACGAGUGGAUGUAUACUAUUUGGAUGAUCCCAUUGUGACUGUACAUCAAAGCAUCGGUGAGGCGAAAGAACAAUUUUAUUAUGAGAGAACUGUUUUCUUACGGUGUAUUGCUAACUCCAAUCCACCGGUUCGAUACAGCUGGAAACGAGGGGAAGAGAUACUGCUGCAAGGAUCUGAUAAAGGUGUAGAAAUCUAUGAACCGUUCUUCACCCAGGUAGGAAUAAAGGGUGAAACUAAAAUUUUGAAGCUGAAAAAUCUACGACCUCAGGAUUAUGCCAAUUACAGCUGUAUUGCUUCUGUAAGAAAUGUCUGCAACAUUCCCGACAAGAUGGUAUCAUUCAAGCUCUCCAAUAGAACAGCUCCCCCAUCGAUAAAACUCUUGGUGGAUGAUCCCAUAGUAGUUAAUCCCGGUGAAGCGCUUACUUUAGUAUGUGUUACGACAGGUGGAGAGCCAACACCAACUCUAACAUGGGUCAGAUCAAUUGGAAUGCUUUCAGAAAAGACUAUACUAAAUAGUGGAACAUUAACCAUACCAUCAAUUACAUCAGAAGAUGCUGGGACUUAUAGUUGUAUUGCCAAUAACAAUGUUGGAAAUCCAGCAAAAAAAUCCACAAGCAUUAUUGUAAGAGCUUUAAAAAAAGGACGUUUUUGGAUCACACCUGACCCAUACCACAAAGAUGACAAUAUCCAGAUAGGUCGUGAGGUAAAGAUUUCCUGCCAAGUUGAAGCCGUUCCAUCAGAAGAGUUAACAUUUAGUUGGUUUAAGAAUGGUCGCCCAUUAAGGAGUUCUGAAAGAAUGGUGAUCACCCAGACCGACCCUGAUGUUUCUCCUGGAACCACAAACCUGGAUAUCAUUGAUUUAAAGUUUACAGACUUUGGGACCUAUACUUGUGUGGCAUCGCUAAAAGGAGGAGGGAUUUCAGACAUCAGCAUUGAUGUUAAUAUUUCUAGUAGUACAGUUCCACCAAUCCUUACUAUACCCAAGGGCAAAUCUCCAAUGGUGAGCAGAGAAGGAGACACCAUAGAGUUACAAUGUCAAGUUUCUGGCAAACCCAAACCUAUUAUUAUGUGGUCUAGAGCGGAUAAGGAGGUUCCCAUGCCUGACGGAUCCAUGCAAAUGGAAAGCUAUGAUGGGAUAUUAAGAAUUGUAAAUGUGUCCAGAGAAAUGACGGGAAUGUACAGAUGUCAAACAAGUCAAUACAAUGGAUUUAAUGUCAAACCCAGAGAGGCUUUGGUUCAGUUAAUUGUGCAAUAUCCACCAGCAGUUGAACCAACAUUUCAGGAGAUCAGGCAAGGCUUGGGACACAGCGUUACAAUGAAUUGCAGAGUUUUGAGAGCUUACCCCACUCGAGUUCUUAUGUAUGAAUGGAGGUUGGGGAGUAGAUUACUAGAUAAAGGACAAUUUGACUCUCAAGAUUAUACAGAGUUUACAGUGACUAUCAAUGCCAAGGAGCAUUAUGGAACUUAUAACUGCAGCAUAAUAAACGAAGCAGGGGCUGGUCGAUGCAGUUUCCUUCUUACAGGUAAAGCCUAUCCUCCAGAGUUUUAUUACGACACAUACAACCCUCUUUGGCAAAACAAAGCUCGCAUUUACUCCUAUAGCUUGCAAUGGACCCAAAUGAAUCCAGAUGCUGUCGAUCGAAUACUGGCAUACCGUUUGGGACUCAAACAGGCAGGCCAACAGCGCUGGUGGGAGACUGAGAUUUCUGUUGAAGGAAACAUUAAGAAAGGAGAAUUAAUUACAAACAACCUUACAGAGCUGGUAAAGCCGGAACCCUAUGAAAUUCGACUGACUCCAAUCAACAGAUUUGGGGAGGGGGACUCAGCUAUUCGUUUAAUUAAAUACAGUGCACCAAUCAAUCCACAUUUACGGGAAUUUCACUGUGGUUUUGAAGAUAAUAACAUCUGCUUGUUCACCCAAGAUGACACAGAUGUAUUUGAGUGGACAAAACAAAGUGCAAGCACAAGAGACACUAGGUAUACUCCUAACACAGGACCCACUACGGAUGCCGCAGGCUCCAAACAUGGAUUCUACAUGUAUAUAGAAGCAUCCCGUCCUCGAAUGGAUGGAGAUAAGGCUUGUCUUCUCAGUCCUGUUUUUAAUAUAGCCCAGAAAAACCCAUAUGGAUCGAGUAAUUCAGCAUAUUGUUUUAGUUUCUUCUAUCAUAUGUAUGGAAGACAUAUAGGGGCAUUAAAUGUAUUACUUCGAUUGAAAGGACAAACUAACACUGAAGUCCAAAUAUGGUCUGCAAAUGGUAAUAAAGGAGAGCAAUGGCAUCAGGCUCGUUUAAAUAUACAUCCUACCACUUCCUUUCAGCUAAUAUUUGAAGGUGUUCGUGGGCAUGGCAUAGAAGGUGACAUUGCUAUAGAUGAUAUCUCAAUUGUAGAAGGAGAGUGUACAAAAGUAGAUCAACCAGCAACAAUUCCACCAUCUGGAGUUCUUGGGACAUUAGUACAUAUAUGGUUGUAUCCAAUUUUCCUUUUACUGUCUGUUUUAAGUCAUCAAAGGUGACCAUAUACCGGCAGAGGCUACAAAAGAUUCAGUAGGAACUCGUAUGAAGAAAGAGUCUUUGUAAACGGACAUCUUAGAAACAAACUACCAAAGAUUCCACAACUAGGGCACUGGGAAUUAUUGGAAAAUUGGAUAUAUGUUAUUUCAAACUUUACACGACCCCAGAAAAUCAGGAGAUCCUACAGUGCUUCUAUGGUUAUAAUGAAAACAGUGUCUGAUUACCCUUUCUCUAUAAAAAGGAGUUCUGAAAAUCCUUGUCAAAGCACAACGUCAUGGCUGGUUUUGUUUCAAAUGAAUAGAGUUUACUUGUUACCAUGGACACCUAAUGGCCUGCCAACCUAAACCUCACAGUUAACAGGGUACACGAAGAGCUGGCAUUUAUUUUAAAUCCAAGAAGGUUUUGAGUAUGGAAUACAAUGAAAUAGCCUUUUUUGCCUUGGCUGCCACCAUUUCUAAUCUCAAACCACAGUAGAAUAAGUGCAUCAUUUUAUCAAAGCUUUGCCAAUGAAAAGGGAUGCUUAUGCCCUUUUUUGCAUGCUUUUAUCUCCAAGCAGAGCAGCCAGUCUACAAGCUCCACCUGGCUACGGGAUCUUGUUUCUUACCAUCAUUGAGACCAAGUCACAAAGUCAUCUGUUGUGAUUGAGAAACCAAACCAUCACCUUUUGUAAAUUGCCAGGAAACUAAGUGCCUUCAAUUAAACAAGCCUGAUUAAAAAAAAAUGCUAGCUAAACGAGCUUGCACUGCUGUGAGUGGUUCAUGGAAAAGUGUUAAAAAAAAUAAAAAAAAGAUAAAGAAAAAAACUAUUUUAUAAUCAACCUUCAACCCACAAGAAAGAACCACAGGCCAGAUGAGAAAUAUGCUAUAUGAAGAACAUGGACUUAAGUAGCCACAUAAACUAUUUGAACACAAUUUUCGUUCUUUCACAUUUUAAAACAGCCAUGGCCUUCUUGUCUAGUAUCUUAUAUCUUAAUCUACAGUUGGAGGAAGCAACUUUUCAGAUUACUAAAUACUUGAUGUAGUUUGAGAAGUUGCCAGAUUUCUCACAGACUAUUUAUUUUGUUUUUGCCUUUUUUAGGAAAAUCAUUUCUUACUCUUAUCUACAUUUGAAAUGAAAUCAGUCUGAUUGUCAGAAGAAAAAAAAACAUGAGAACUGAAGACUGCAGCGUGUGUGACCUUAGGGUCUGAAUAAUAGUCUUCGUUUUAAAAUUCUAAGGUUAUACGCCUCUGCCCAAUAAUCAGACUAUGUGCAGCCAUAGUAUUUUAUUUUGGCAAGUUUGAAAAAAGAAAACACAAUUUUGCAUAAAACUGUAAAAAUGACUGAGCUACCUGAUUAAAUAUCAUACCUUUACCAGCCACUUUUUCAAUGCAUUGUACCUGUCCCUUAUAUUGUUGGCUAUGAAUAUUUGAUUUUUUUGGUUUAAAUUAUCUAAACACUUAACUUCAUUUAAAAAAAUAAUUUUGUCUACAGAUUAUUAUUCUCUUAUGUUCUCUAAAACACCUGAUGGUUAAAAAUGUUAUGCAAGAAAUUUGGCUAAAAUACAAAUAAAAAUCUAUAUUAUCUCAGAAAAUAUUGAAAUAAGAAGCACAAGGCAAUGUAGUACAAACAAUGACCAGGUUUGAUUUUUUUUUUAAUUUUAUUUUCAAUUCUGUAGUACUGUUUGUGCAGUUUCAGUUAUUCAACUGGAAAAAAAAACUCAAUACUUUUACAGCUAUGUUCAAUAAAGCCUA